AUGAGUGCCCAGAGUGUGGCCAAAGACUCCCUGGGAAGGGUGGCCUCUACAAUUACACCCACACACUCUGAUGGAAAAACUCAUGAAUGCCAAGAGUGUGGCAAAAAGUUCACUAGCAAAAAUGACCUCAAAAGACACACCCGUACACACACUGGUGAAAGACCUCAUGAAUGCCAAGAAUGUGGCAAAGGGUUCAGUACAAAACAGAUCCUCAACAGACACACCCUUACACACACUGGUGAAAGACCUCAUGAAUGCCAAGAGUGUGGGAGAAAGUUCAGCCUGAAGGGUACCCUCAACACACACACCCGUACACACACUGGUGAAAGACCUCAUGAAUGCCAAGAGUGUGGCAAAAAGUUCAGUAAAAAACGGGACCUCGAUAGACACACCCUUACACACACUGGUGAAAGACCUCAUAAAUGCCAAGAGUGUGGCAAAAAGUUCAGUAAAAAACGGGACCUCGAUAGACACACCCUUACACACACUGGUGAAAGACCUCAUGAAUGCCAAGAGUGUGGCAAAAAGUUCAGCGUGAAGAGUCACCUUAGAGAACACACCCUUACACACACUAAUGAAAGACCUCAUGAAUGCCGUGAAUGUGGCAAAACAUUUCGUGCUAAGACUCACCUCAACAAACACAUCAUUACACACACCAAUGAAAGACCUCAUGAAUGCCGUGAAUGUGGCAAAAAGUUCAGUACGAAGCAGGGCCUCAACACACACACCCUAACACACACUGGUGAAAGUCCUCAUGAAUGCCAAGAGUGUGGCAAAAAGUUCAGUACAAACCGGAGCCUCAACAUACACACUCUUACACACACUGGUGAAAGACCUCAUGAAUGCCAUUACUGUGGCAAAAAGUUCAGCCAGAAGAUUCACCUUAACAAACACACCCUUACACACACUGGUGAAAGACCUCAUGAAUGUCGUUACUGUGGGAGAAAGUUCAGCCGUAAGAUCUCCCUCAAGGAACACACCUUUACACACACUGGUGAAAGACCUCAUGAAUGCCGUGAGUGUGGCAAAAAGUUCACUACGAAGCAGAGCCUCAACACACACACCCUUACACACACUGGUGAAAGACCUCAUGAGUGCCCAGAGUGUGACAAAAGGUUCAGUACUGUUUCUUAUUUGAACCAGCACAUCUUCCGACACUCUGGCCUGAGAGAGUUCAAGUGUGAUGUUUGUGGGAAACAUUUCAAAUUGAAGAAUGAUAUUGCCCGGCACAUGAAGAUCCACUUCCCCUGAGGUGUUGUGUUGUGCUGCUGUGUGUGGUGGUGGAGGGAAGUGUAGCACAGAGAACAACAAAUAAAUAGUACAAUCUUU
Molecule: messenger RNA, 1329 nt
Organism: Eriocheir sinensis (Chinese mitten crab)
Lineage: Eukaryota; Metazoa; Arthropoda; Malacostraca; Decapoda; Varunidae
Product: zinc finger protein 418-like
Exons: 2
Coding region: 1-1251 (416 amino acids)
Biological process (GO): regulation of transcription by RNA polymerase II
Molecular function (GO): RNA polymerase II cis-regulatory region sequence-specific DNA binding; DNA-binding transcription factor activity, RNA polymerase II-specific
Source: RefSeq, a predicted model, not a curated record